AUGUCAGAAGCUGAAAGGGUCCCUAAAUCAUCUUGUUCCGACAUUUCGCCUCGCGGCAUACCCGAACUGUACGAGGAAAAAGCUCGGAAUUUGAGAGUGUUCACGUUUUCCGAGCUUAAACGGGGGACUAAUAAUUUUAGCAGGUUGCUUAAGAUUGGUGAGGGUGGUUUUGGGUGUGUUUACAAGGGGAUUGUUAAGCCUGUUGAUGAUGAAAAAGGUGAUCCUUUUGUUGUUGCAGUCAAGAAAUUGAAUAGAGAUGGUUAUCAGGGUCAUAAACAGUGGGUAGCUGAAGUUCAGUUUCUAGGCAUAGUCGAGCACCCGAAUCUUGUCAAGCUAAUCGGGUAUUGUGCUGUGGAUGCCGAAAGGGGUAUACAGAGGCUGCUUGUGUACGAGUAUAUGCCGAACAAAAGCUUGGAGGAUCAUCUUUUUAACAGGGAAUAUCCAGUUUUAUCGUGGGAUUGUCGAUUGCAGAUAGCGCUCGGGGCAGCUCGGGGCCUAGCUUAUCUCCAUGAAGAAUUACAAGUCCAGGUCAUAUACCGGGAUUUCAAGUCGUCCAAUGUGUUGUUGGACGACGAUUACAAGCCGAAGCUCUCAGACUUUGGGCUCGCUCGUGAGGGCCCCACGGCCGGCCGCACCCACGUCUCGACCGCGGUGGUCGGGACGUACGGCUACGCAGCCCCCGACUACAUAGAAACGGGACACCUCACAACCAAAAGCGAUGUGUGGAGCUUUGGUGUGUUCCUUUACGAGAUCCUGACUGGGAGGCGCUCGCUCGAGCGGGCCCGACCGAGGCCCGAGCAAAAGCUACUCGAUUGGGUAAGGAACUACCCGGCCGACAGCCGGAGGUUCAUGUCUAUCAUGGACCCGCGGCUCGAGGGCCGGUACUCGUCGAGCGGAGCCCGCGUGGUAGCCAGGCUAGCCGACAGCUGUCUGGCGAGGAGGUCCCGAGACCGGCCCAAGAUGAGCCAGGUGGUUGAGAUACUCAAGGACAUAGUCCUCUCGCCGGGGGUCGAGAGCCCGACGAGUGAGUACACGGACAACGAACAUGAAAAGAGGGAUGAUAUGCCCCCGGAGACCGUGGGGCCCAUCGAGUCGGCCAGGAGGCGGAUGGCCCACCUUGCCGAGAUAACCGAGCACGCGGGCCUGGUCGGGCGGAAGAGGUUUGUUGUGAUGCAGCAGGGCCAAAGGUGA
Striga hermonthica is the source of this 1191-nucleotide messenger RNA. The record is from the annotation of a GenBank genome assembly. NCBI's taxonomy places the organism in Eukaryota, Viridiplantae, Streptophyta, Magnoliopsida, Lamiales, Orobanchaceae.